This is a messenger RNA of Hyalella azteca, 4593 nucleotides long. RefSeq names its product monocarboxylate transporter 2. Lineage: Eukaryota; Metazoa; Arthropoda; Malacostraca; Amphipoda; Hyalellidae. The transcript is spliced from 9 exons. The coding region runs from base 197 to 3730 and encodes 1177 amino acids. The record is from RefSeq and is a predicted model, not a curated record. Gene Ontology annotation, molecular function: monocarboxylic acid transmembrane transporter activity. Gene Ontology annotation, biological process: transmembrane transport.
UCCUCAUUCAAUAACUAUAACUAGACCUCUCACAUACCUCCCCCCCCCAUUUACACCUUUAUUCCAAUUCUUUAUUCCUAACCCAACCUCUUUUCUCUCAUCCUUUCUCACUCCUCUUCCCACCUUCUCGUUUAUACGUUUUUCUUUUUCAAGAAAAUUACAGGCGCCCAAAGGCCGGCCACUUAUUUAAGCGAACAUGGCCGAACCAAAAGUGGCGGGUGAAGGUCCUGACGAUCAUAGUUAUGUGACUGAUUAUCAGACUGUGGCCAGUGACCAUCAGGCGGAUGAUGGACAAUCGUCCUCGGACACUAGCCGUCAAACGGCGGCCAAUAGCAGGCGAAAAGUUGAUAAUGUAUUUUCAGAUGAUAAAAUCUCUGUUUCAAUUGGGAAAACUGAUGGUAUUGGACUUCAAAGUUCAAAUGUUGUUCAGCGAAGUUCAACUGCCCAUCAGAAGAAUUCAGCUGUCGAUCAGAAGAGUCCAGCUGUCGAUCAAAAGAAUCCCAAUGCUAAUGAAAUCGAUCUUGCUUUUGAUCGAAAGAAUUCAACAGCCGAUGAACUAAGUCUGACAUUCGAUCAGAUGAAAACAAUAGAUCAUCAACAGAACCCAACGUCGGAUCUACGGACAUCAAACGCCGACCGUUCAACAGCUAACGGUGCUACAGAUUUUACUUCGGGAGGUGAUGUUCAUACCACGCGUGCGUUCGACGGACAUUGCAGUCCUACCAUCGUGAAUCCUGAUACACAUGCCACGAAAAGUUUGAAAAUGACCCUGAACUCAACAGCUGAGGGAUUGACAACCCUCCCGAACUCAGCCUCGGAGAGGUUGAUAACGCCUCUGAACUCAACGUCGUCCAUGACGUCGAACACGUCACUCAGCACCAGCGUCUCGGUCAACAAGGACCUGACGUCCCCCACGUUUGACGUGCCGCCUCCUCGUCAAGAGGCCAACAAGAAAUUGGGCGAUGUAAUGCAGGAGUUCCAAUGGGUUAAUGUUACACAAACUGGGGGCGCUGGACCUCCUUGUACAGAAGGACGUGCUAGUCAGGAUACUCCAGCCUACAAUUCUCGGUCACUGUCAUUAAUUUCAACCAAAUUUUACGACUUAGGAAGUCUUCCGGAAGCUCGUCGUUCUUCGUGCAUCGCGUUCUCUGACUCUGAGACUUGUCACACCGCAAGAUUUUCCCCAAACGCAAGAUAUCCUUCUACCUUAAGAUCUCCUUCUGGGGGAUGUUCUUCCACUUUAAGAUCUCCCUCUGGAGGAUUUCCUUCCACCUUAAGAUCUCCCUCUGGGGGAUGUUCUCCAACCUCAAAAUCUCGGAAAAAGGAAUGCUCCCCUCACCUCAGAAACUCCACCCCAGGGAGACUAUCAGGCUUCCCAUCCCGGAGUUUCGACGCCCCCGAAGCAUCCCACAGCGUAAAACCUUCCUCAGAAACAUCAUAUCCUGAACUGAACACAAACAAGUCCUCACCAACUCAUCACUACCACGCAGCUCAGAACAAAUAUCCACCGCUGCUGAGGAGGGGUUGCGGUGAUCCCUCCUGUCCUCUCCGGCGGCCUCAGGAACGCCUCUACCGCUCACUCUCCCUACCUGCCACGUCUGCUGUGUGGGGUAGAGCUCUUCCCACUGGAGGGAGGCGGUGUUCAUGGAGUACCUUACUACGCCACUACUAUCCUGAAGGAGGUUGGGGGUGGCUGGUGCUAGGUAUGGCCACCAUGACGGCACUUCUCACCCACGGACUGCACACUUCGUACGGAGCGUGGCUCGUGCCUCUGGCAACCAAGUUCCACAUUCAAACGCCAACUGCUGGCGUGCUGGGCGCCAUGUCGACGUCACUGGCGCUGCUCAUAUCGCCCCUCACCAUCGCCAUCUGCAGGAGGAAGAGCACGCGUCUCACCGCCGUCAUCGGGGGCCUCGUCACCGCCCUCGGUUGUCUCUUCACCUCCUUCGCCAGACAGUACCAUCAGCUCUUCUUCAGCUAUGGUACCGUCGUAGGUAUUGGCGUCGGGCUGACCCGGGACUCGUCCACGCUGAUGGUGGGCCAAUACUUCAAGAGGCGGCGGGAGGCCGUCGAGGUGCUGGUGGUCGGCGGCAGCGGCCUCGGCAUCUCCGCCAUGUCCGCCUUUGUCAGGGGCGCCGUCAGUUCGUUGGGCUGGCGGCUGGGUCUGCAGGCCGUGACCUGCGUGGUCUUCCUAACCUUCUUGAUGGGGACCUUCUACAGGUCAGCCUCCCUCUACCACCCCCAGCGUAGGGCCAUCCUGCACCUCAAGAACCAGAAGAGGAAGGUUAAAGAGAAGGCCAGGCAGGCCGACCAGAUGCCUUUCUUCGACGUCACCACACUCAGGAGCAGGACCAUCCAGAUCCUUCUAGUGUCGACCAGCCUGUCCAGCUUCGGCAUCACCACACCCAUACUUUAUAUGGCACAGCACGCUGAACAGGCCGGCCUGCAGGAAGGGUCUGUCCUGCUGCUGCAGACCUACCUCGGGCUGGGCUGGUUCGCAGGCUGCCUGGGCUUCGGGUUCCUGACGGUUCAUCGCAGCGCAGACUGCAGAGUCGGCCUGCAGUACCUGCUGCAGGCCGCCAUGUUCCUGUGUGGUGUGACCUGCCUGGCCUUCACGGCGGUGGAGGGUUACCCAGGCUACGUGCUCUUCUCGUGGCUGUACGGGAUUUUCUGCGGCGGGUUCCACUACGCGCUCAAGAUGUUCACGUACGAGAAGGUACGAGCACGUAACUUCGCUCGUACGUGGGGCUUCGUGCAGUGCACGCAGGCUCUGCCCACCGCCCUCGGGGUGCCCAUCACAGGUUACAUCAACGUGGAGUGCGGCCACAAGGCAGGCUAUUACUUCUCGUCGAGCUUCAUCAUCGUCGGCUCGAUGACGUUCUUUUUGAUCGACGUACACCGCCGGCAUGCCGCCCGCCACCGCCACUCACACAAGUCAGGCAUGGGUCACACCUGCGCAAGACGCGGUUGCCCCAACUCUCUGCGCCCCCGCCGCGACUCCCUUGCGGGGCUGGACCCCGACCCUGUACUGGGGGGCACUCAUCCCCCCAGCCUCGCCUCCCUCAUCCACAACCCCCGCAACUUCACCACACUCCCCGAGCAGGUGCACGGCGGCCGGAACAAGGCAGAACUGACCUGCAUCUCUGAGGAGGGCAUAGCAGACAUGGACCUGCCCGACCACCUGCUGGAGGAGCUCGACUACCUCGGCGACUGCAUCACGUCCUGCGAUAAGGUCGAGAAUUAUUUAAUGAGAAGCGAGUAUGAAAAUAAUCUCAUUAUUCGGGCCGGUGACAACGGAGCCCUCAGCAACGAAAGGCGAGCAAACGCACCACUGAAUAACGAGAGACGGAACAGCGCAUUAAUACGCACCGGUGACAACGCAUCAUUUAAUAGUGAGAAACGAGGCAGCGCAUUAAUACGCACCAGUGACAACACUUCAAUAAAUAAUGAAAGGCGGAACAACAUAUUAAUGCGCACCGGGGACAACGUAACAAUCAAUAACGAGCGACGACUCAGCCGGUUAAGAAGGACACUGUCCAUCAGAGCAGGAGGCUCUAUAAGAAAUACGUCCUCUUCCAUGGACCAGCUGGAGGAUGCGGCCACCGCUCCUGCAGCAGGUGGCAGCGAGGCCUCUUCUGCUGCAGGAGGUCAGCCUGCAGAGUGCAGCAGCUACAGCAAUAAGUUCCCUCCCUGCCGACACAUCACAGUCAUAGAGGAGGCCUCCGUCUGAGCAACUGGGGUGGCAGGGAAUAUGUUUUGGUCACUGAAUGACAAGCUUAUCGGUGACCACUGUACAGCUGACUUAUCUGUGGCCAAUGUGUAGCUGACUGAUCGGUGGCCACUGUGUAGCUGACUUAUGGGUGGCCACUGUGUAGCUGACUUAUCGGCGGCCACUGUGUAGCUGACUUAUCGGCGGCCACUGUACAGCUGACUCAUCGGUGGCCACUGUGUAGCUGACUUAUAGGUGGCCAAUGUACAGCUGACUUAUCGGCGGCCACUGUGUUGCUGAAUUAUCGGUGGCCACUGUGUAGCUGACUUAUCGGUGGCCACUGUGUAGCUGACUUAUCGGUGGCCACUGUGUAGCUGACUUAUUGGUGGCCACUGAUGGGCUGGGUUUAUCGACGGCCGCUGAAUAGAUAACUUAUCUUUAGUCCCCAAUGACCUGUUAUCAUAACCACUGAAUAAAAGGUGAAAAGGUGCCCACUGAGUUGCCGGCUUAUCGGUGGCCGCUGUAAGUUCGGCUAAUCGAGGGCAGAUAUUAUGGCUGGUUUAUCGGUGGCUCUGAAUAUUAGGCUUGUAGGAACAUAAAUAAGCUAGCAACGUUGAAAUAAUGAGGUGUAAUUUAGCUGACUUCUCAAAAUCCGGACAAAUCAUGACAAGUGAACGCACCCCAUGCGACGAGAUGAGUUUACACCAAACUACACUCAAACAAAUAAAUGGGUAUUAUGGUCCAAAUAUAUACACUUCAUUACCCACAGCAUGAGCAGAGUGUGGACGUAGCACUGAUACGUUCUAUUGUUGGUCCAGACUGUGUCAGGACACCUGGGCCUAUACUUUCAAAAAAAGUUAAGAGAUCGUAAGUUCAUCAGCCAA